Molecule: messenger RNA, 845 nt
Organism: Pistacia vera
Lineage: Eukaryota; Viridiplantae; Streptophyta; Magnoliopsida; Sapindales; Anacardiaceae
Product: nuclear transport factor 2B
Exons: 2
Coding region: 154-525 (123 amino acids)
Biological process (GO): nucleocytoplasmic transport
Cellular component (GO): nuclear pore central transport channel
Source: RefSeq, a predicted model, not a curated record
AUAUAUAAAACCAAAACCGGAAAACCCUUUUUCUAUUUUCCUCUUGCUCUCUCCUUUUCAUAGAAACGGAUAAAAAAUAAAUUCUCUAGAGCUCUCAAUCGCGUCAGUCUGAAGCUAAAGCUAAACAAACGAGAGGCGUAGGGAUUUGAUCAGAUGGAUCCAGACGCAGUGGCGAAGGCUUUCGUUGAACACUACUACACCACUUUCGAUGCGAAUCGUACGGGCCUCGCCAACCUUUACCAAGAAGGUUCGAUGUUAACUUUUGAAGGUCAAAAGAUCCAAGGCUCACCUAACAUCGUUGCCAAACUCACUAGCCUUCCUUUCCAGCAGUGCCAGCACUCCAUUACCACCGUCGAUUGCCAGCCAUCCGGUCCUGCCGGAGGCAUGCUCGUUUUCGUUUCUGGUAAUCUCCAGCUUGCUGGUGAACAGCACGCUCUUAAGUUCAGCCAGAUGUUCCAUUUGAUGCCAACACCCCAGGGAAGCUUUUAUGUGUUGAAUGACAUAUUCAGGUUGAACUAUGCAUGAAGAGUAGAUGGUUGAAGGGAAUAUAUGGCCGGUUGAAGGGAAUAUAUGGCCUGAAGGAUUGAAACAAGUUUGCUUUAAUUUUUAUUCAAUUUAAACAUUUAAAUGAAAACUUGGUUUUUUCUUGGUUGGUUCUGUUAAAUGUUUCCUUGUGCCUUUUUCGUGAACUUGUAUUGAGAAACAUCUUUGUUGUGAUGGUUGAGUUGGUGAAAGAUGCUUUCUUCUAAACUGAGUAUUGGAGGUUGAAGGCUUUCUAGUUGAUUUUAGAGGCUGUUCUUGAACAUGGUUACUUAGAAUGAAUCAAAAAAUCUGCAAUUGUCUAA